AUGACUCUUGUUCAGCUUGGACUGGACUGGAUGAUGCUGUCUUGCGUUGUGGAUAUUUUACCCGACAGCUUGAAGCUUCGAGUUCAUCUGGAGGGCGAGGGUAUAGUCGGCGGUGAAGAUGUGGAACUCAGCGACUACACCUACCAGGGCUCUUUGAACAGAAAAUCCCAUAGCUUUUGUGGCGGUAGUAUAAUAGGCGAACAGCACGUUAUCACCGCUGCCCACUGCGUAACGGAUAAGGUUGGUGGUCUGCUGAAGAAGCCGAUAAAGCUCGUUGCUGGAGUCACCGAUUUAAAAGACAAAGAUGCAGAGACGAGAAUCGAGAUCGACGUAGACGUGGUGUACAUCUCAAGGAAAUACGACCCACUGACGAAGAAACGGACUGCUGGCGAUAUCGCCGUGCUGAAGUUACUGAAAUCUCUGAAUCUCGAUGGCAAUCCCAACCUGAGCAUACUGCAGUUGGGUGAUCCUUCGGAAAGCUACGCUGAUGAAACUGCGAUAAUCACUGGCUUUGGUUGA
This is a messenger RNA of Nasonia vitripennis (jewel wasp), 519 nucleotides long. RefSeq names its product coagulation factor IX-like. The transcript has 3 exons. Gene Ontology annotation, biological process: proteolysis. The coding region runs from base 1 to 519 and encodes 172 amino acids. The record is from RefSeq and is a predicted model, not a curated record. Gene Ontology annotation, molecular function: serine-type endopeptidase activity. Lineage: Eukaryota; Metazoa; Arthropoda; Insecta; Hymenoptera; Pteromalidae.